Molecule: messenger RNA, 4730 nt
Organism: Haliotis rubra (blacklip abalone)
Lineage: Eukaryota; Metazoa; Mollusca; Gastropoda; Lepetellida; Haliotidae
Product: sine oculis-binding protein homolog
Exons: 4
Coding region: 327-2765 (812 amino acids)
Biological process (GO): animal organ development
Cellular component (GO): nucleus
Source: RefSeq, a predicted model, not a curated record
UGGAGGAGUCUCCUGCUCGAAUCUGUACAUGGCACACAAUGGAAGAGAUGCUGUCCUGCUCGGGUGGGGCGGGACAGAGGGAGGAGCUAUGGCUUGGUUCUGCCACCGUGCCACUGUAACCCGCUACCUCUAAGCAUAGCUUCGCCCCAACAUGCCCCGAAUGUUAUUAGUAUCAAUAUGGCAGCUCAGAUUGCAACCGGCUCAGCUUUCAAGUCAAUACUGCAGAGUGUAACCCGUAUCGCGUAGCCCGACGCCCGGCUCUCCACUCUGCUCAAGUAGCGAAGUACGGCAGAGCGUUAGGCUCCUUGCUACCGAACUAUCUAACUAUGGACAAAAACUAUGAAGAACCCGAGUCGGUCGCAGAGGAUCUACCCGUUAAGAUUAAGGAAGAACCCCAGGAUGACAUUAAGGACUAUGCUGAGACUACCAUGAAUGAGCUGUUAGGCUGGUACGGCUAUGACAAAGUCAGCAGUAGUGAAACGGAACAGCUUAACCUGGGGCGUUAUCGGCCUGAAGACGGCAUGGAUGACGGCGACGUGUGUGAUGGUGACAGUCUGGAUGGCAGCGAGAGUGGACUGAUGACGCCGGAAGAGGGAGAGAGUGGGCGUCUCAGUGCAGCCAACAGUGAGUCCUCCUUGGCAGCACAGCACCGGAACCUUGUCUCAGCACUCAACAGGCGACAGGAGAGUGGCACACCGGGGCUGUCCGACUCCUCCUCCCCAUCUUCCUACAUUGUGUGUGCAUGGUGCCAAAAGACUGGAAUGAAGCUGUUCACUUUGAAGAGCUCCACAGGCCUGAAGGCAUUCUGUAGUGAGCUUUGCUUCACACAGUGUCGAAGAGCAUCCUUCAAGAAGAACAAAGUAUGUGACUGGUGUAAGCAUGUGAGACAUACAGUAAACUAUGUGGACUUUCAGGAUGGUGAUCAGCAGCUUCAGUUCUGCAGCUCCAAAUGUCUCAACCAGUAUAAGAUGAAUAUCUUCUGUAGGGAGACUCAGGAACACCUCAAACAGAUGCAGCAGAUGGGAGAGGACAGUGAAGAUUCCCCCUCACCCAAUGUACAUGACAAACAGAUCCUUAUUACUCCAGAUUUGUGGCUGUCAAAGAAGCAGGAUCAAGCUCGGGGUAUUAAGCGGGAAGACAAAGGAGAAGAUGAUGGUGAAGGGAGUGUAAGGGGGGAAAAGAACAGCACAUUGUCCAAGAAUUUUACAUCAUCAAGAAAGUUUGAGACACCGUCUGGAGCUGAUAGAUUUGCCAAAGAUCGGGAACGCCUUCGCCGUGCCAUAAGAGAGUCUAGAGAGGCUGCAAGAUCAUGUAGUCCACCCAGAAAUGCAAGACAGUCUUCACCUAAAGCUCCUCUUCCAGGGACUUCCGGCUUUCCUCAGUGGAUGCCUCCACCACAUUUGAUGGGUGGCCUUGCUCCGGGAAUGGCAUCACUGGGUAUGUUCAACCCUAUGAUGUUUGGUGGACUUUUUGGAAACCCAUCAGAACGACCGCCCCUUUUAACACCAGAUGCAGGAUGCUCUAGCAAACACAGAGACAGAUCCCAGAGUACCUCUGGGGCCCCACUGUCCUUGUCCUCACCAGAAAUAUCUCCUUCCUCCACCAGUACAACACCAAACCUCCCUAGGACCUCUAGCUCAGCUGCAGAACCAAACAUAAGAUCUGUCUCAUCACAUAACCCAGCUCCGCCUCUUGGACCAGGGUUACCAAGAGGAAAUUUUGGAGCAGGGUUGUUCCCAUUUGGAGGUGCUCCAGGGGCACUACCUCCCAUGUUUCCCGGUGAUCCAGGUAUGGGAAAUAUGUGUCCUCCUUUCUUUAAUCCCCUUGGUCCAGGUCAGUUACCCCAUCCAGGGAUGCCACCACCUCCAGCAGGCAAUGGCGUUCCUCCUGUCACAGUUAUGGUACCUUUUCCAGUUGUUCUUCCUCUUCCAAUACCAAUCCCUGUACCUCUACCUAUAUCAAUGGAAAAACUCAUGAAAUUCAUGGCCGAUAAACAAACAGAAAGCAAUGCCUCCUCCUCCCCUGACACAAAGGUGGGCACAAGUGCAGAUGAAGUCCAUCUCCGUGAUACAUCCUCCCCUCAGUGCUCCACAACCGUUAAUUCACGAGUUCACUUCCCUGGAGAGAAUACACACAGGAGAUUAACUGUGUCCCGAGACUCUGCUUCUAGUGGUUGUAUAGAUUGUGCAUCUUGCAAACAACCAGACCGUCAAAGAUCUGAAUCAGCUGAACCUGCGAUCACACAGAGGAAAGACCUCAAACCUUCUUUUAUGAUAGACUCACACAUACUGAAACGGUCUCUCACACCUACCACUGCCAAGACACUUGAGCUGACCAAGAGACCAAAACUAGACCUGAAGAGCAAUCAAACAGGUGCAAUAGAUCUGUCAAAAGACAGCUGUGUGUCCUCGGAUUCAGAGGUCAUGGGCAAAGAAAAUCAUCGGGUGUUUACGGUCAAGGAUCGGCCAUCUUCAGAGUCCUCAAAGACUGAUGCUGAGGACUCGGAAGUGAACACAGGUCUGAAAGUGCCCAGGAUUCAUAUUGUCUCCACAGCUGGAGAACCAUCUCUUGCUUCACAACAGCUCCCUCUUCCGCCGACAGAUCAUGCGUAUUCUCUACGGCGGAGCCUCAUUUUAGACGCACCAAAUGUCCCCAAGCAGCAGAAGAACUCUUACCAAGAACGCCCCUAUGUUCGGAGUGUUCCGAGGGACAUGAUAGAGGCUGCUCGUAGACGAUGUCUGAGAGCUCGUGUCCGAACAAAGUGAAUUCAGUCACUCAGGCUUACACCAAGGCCCUUGACGCCAAAAUGUUAACAAAAAUAUGACACAUAUAUUUGAAAUAAGAAUUCAAAGAGCCAAGAGUAUUUGUUUUAACUACAUUGUUUUGUAAAUGUAUUUUUUCAUACAUUUUGGCGUCAAGUAUCAUGGCUUAACAUAUACCAACAGUUCCAUGCAUCGUCUAGGGUGUUACUUAAUUAUAUGGGUAAUACAGUUUUGAAAAUUAAAAAAAUGUAUUAAUUUAUUCUUUGCCAGCAUUUAACAAAGUAGUGCUUUACAUAUAUAUUUAUGUUACAAAUACAUGUUGUGAUGUUCCAUUCUUGAAAUGUCUCUAACUUUGAAAUGUAUCUUUGAAUGUUUUCAUGCAUUACAUAUGACUCUAGUCACAGCUUGUCUUAGCAAGAGUAAUGCUCUUCUUGUCAUGUGAGGAGCAUAACCGAACGCACUCAAAUUACGCAAUAGAGUUUUAAGAUAAUUUAAAUUUCUCUGCAGGCGAUAGCUUCCAUAUGUCGAUCUGAAUUAAUGUUUUGUAUAAAGGCAAUAAUUUUAACACUGAGGACGUUAAGGACUGACCGACUAAUGUUUGUCUAGGGGCAGUCAGGAUUCGAUAGGUAACUGAGCCUGUGUAAGACCACUUGUCUUUUGGAAUUAAUGCAGAAGGGGUCGUUGUCGGCACGGGUAGUACAGACGUGUACCCUGGUUUGUUUCUCUACACAGAAACUUACCCUUGCCAAAAUCAGAAUACAGAAACGUACCCAACGACAAGUCCAUUCCGCACUGUGUUGUUUCAUUGAUUGGAACUGUCAUACUGUUGUAUUAGAUACAUUUGAUUGCAUUAUAUAAGGAAUAAGCAUACACAGAAAGAAUAUUUCGCAAUGCAGAAUACCACCCGAAACCAGUUGAACGGACACAACCACAUAGGGUAUCUGUUUGGGGUGAGGAAUAGGAACUUGUCCCCCGUUAAGAGUACAGGGUACGUUUCCUUAUUUUGACUUUGUUAAGGGUGCAUAUCUGUAUACAGAGACAUACCCGGGGUACAUAUCUGUAGUACCCAUGCCGACAACGAAGCCUUCAGCACGCCUAUGUCAUGACCCAUUCUCUGUGCCUCAUACAUACACAAAGACGGAUUGAAACCUAUUUUUGUUUGAGCUUAGGUUAGUGAUAAGUUUAAGUUUGUUUUCUUUCUUGAUUUGGUGCGUCAAUAUGCAGUGAUUUUGUGAACACACCUUAGUAUGUUUAGUUCGGUUUUCGUUUCUCUGUUAUUUUGCAUAUGUUUCCGGCUGCACCGGAUGUGACGUUUGUGAUGCGGUUCGUUAUCAGGAGAUUGCUUUGGCCGUUAGAUUAGUAUCAACCGAUGUAUAAAGUGAAGUUACCAAGUGUACCAGACGGGUUCACAAGCUAGUUCCCCUCGCCUUUCUGGCGUGUAGUUAUUUACUCCUGCUACAGGUGUUAAUCUCUAAAGGAUCUCUUUCAGAUUUGUGGUUUCCUACCAGAUCUACAUUUUACUAGCGGUUAUGUAAAGACAUUUUUAGUUCAAAUUUUUAAACUUGAUCAAGACAGGGAUAUCGUUUACAUCUAAUGCGAGUACACAAAGACGCAUGUAAGUAUUAUAAAGAAGUUUAUUGUAAGUUGAUAAUGUCAACUCUACACACACAAAACGUCUUGUUAUAUUUCAGAAAUAUAAGGGCAGUAAACACCUUUAAUCCAGACAGAAACUUUUCCAGUAAAAUCGUAUUUUAUAAUUCAUUUCUGGAUUAAUAGGUAUUGAAUUAGAAUGUGACAUAACGUGGUCGGUAAGGCCGGGUUUCCAGACUAACAAGGUAACACUCUAUGGUAUUUCUUCCAUCUGGCGAAACUAAGGAUUCUAAUGUACAUUUAACCACACUUAAAAACCGACAAAAGUGACAGUAUCCAUAUUCAAGCGACCUCUGUAAAUUUCGAUUAUUCUCUACU